This is a messenger RNA of Ustilaginoidea virens, 6693 nucleotides long. RefSeq lists its product as uncharacterized. Bases 1 to 6693 code for a protein of 2230 amino acids. Gene Ontology annotation, molecular function: mRNA binding. The record is from RefSeq and is a predicted model, not a curated record. The transcript has 7 exons. Gene Ontology annotation, biological process: mRNA processing; mRNA export from nucleus. Lineage: Eukaryota; Fungi; Ascomycota; Sordariomycetes; Hypocreales; Clavicipitaceae. Gene Ontology annotation, cellular component: THO complex part of transcription export complex.
AUGGUGCGGGCCGUGGUCGAGGCCGAGGAGGUCAUCUACCUCAGGGUUAUCGCGGUGGUAUUAGCCGCCGUGAUUCAUCACAAAAUCAUGGGCGCGGGGGAAGCAGUCAACACGACAAUCAGCAAAAUGAUACUCAACAAAGUCAUCCUAGAAACGCAGACGCAAGUUCCAAAGACACCCAGCUCUCCCGCUUCUACAAAACCAGCGGCUGAGACUUUGAGGCAACCAACGACUCCGUUGCCCUCAUAUCAAUACGAACUUCUUACGGACGACAAGAUACAAACGUGGAAAGCGCGCGGACGAGAUGAAAUUGUCCAGCAUGGCAUUCAGGCUCGAGAAGACGUCGACAUUACGGAGCUUUCCAUGUUGUUCCAAGAGUUCAUUCAAGCAGUAUUGACAAACAGAUUGGAGGCGCAGGAUGCUGGGGCAUGUGUCAAGGAGAUUAUGGGCGAGGAAACUUUGGAUGCUGUUGAAGAUGACUACGAUUUCUCCCCUCAUGCCCUCCUGCUUGACUCCUUGGCCAUCAUGAUGGACAUUGAUUCAAGCAUGUAUCAACCGAAGCUUCGCGAAUUCUUGAUAGCGACCGAGGUCUCUCCCGCGCUGAUGCGCCAGGUCUUGGACGCCCCGAUCCUGCAACAGCUGGGCUUGAUCAGGGACAAUUUCGCCAGGCUCGGUGUUCGCCAAGCUACGAAUCUGUUGUAUCGCCAGGCAAACUAUAACCUGCUCCGCGAAGAAACGGAAGGCUACUCCAAACUAAUUACAGAGCUGUUCUCAAUCAACAGCAUAACCCCGCCACAGCCAGAGCUGGCUGAGCAGACCUUUGAAAGAAUCAAAGGACUGAUUGGUACUUUCGACUUGGACGUUGGGCGCGCGCUCGAUGUGACACUUGAUGUUGCCGCCGCUGUAUUGAUUAAGCAUUACAAGUUUCUAGUCAAGUUUUUGAGAGUCAGUUCGUGGUGGCCGCGUUCGCACUUGAGAUACGACUCCUUCUACUACGGUGGCCUGCCCCCAUGGGCGAAUCCUGGCUACAUGCAUUGGACCACGACAGAGGAAGAUGAGGCCCACAUAGCCGAACACAAACGGAAAAGGGACAUUGAAUUUUGGGACAGAGCUAGGGAGGUACACCUUGCUGCCUUUUUCGAACUGGGCGGUAGGCAAAUCGGUGGCUCCGACCGGCAACAGGUCAAAUCUACUAAUGGUCAGCAGGAUAAAGAGGAUACUGAUUUCGAACAGCAGUGGGUGGAGGAAACCCAAACCUUGCCUCCUCCAGGCAACCGUGUUGCCGCACAGCUUCUCGGCUUUAAGCUAUUGUUCUACAAUUCUGAUCUGCGCGACGAAACUGACGUUUUGCCUGCAAACCUGCUCUACCUCGCGGCUCUGCUGAUUAAGAUUGGAUUCCUUUCUCUUACUGAUUUGUACCCCCACUUGUCACCACCCGAUGGUGGUAUGGAACGAGUUCGCGAGGAGGAAGCAGAAAAGUUGGAAAUCCAGGAACGCGCGGCUCGAGGCGGUGGUCAAAUGAACGCACUCUUAAUGGCUGGAGUUCUUCCGCAAGGAGACGAAGAUAUCCCGAAUGCAGCAAGCGCUCCAAGAUGGGACUUCGUGAAGAAGAUCGAGUUGGAACAAAAGCAGACGAUGAAAGAUGAAGCCGACGACAAAAACAAGCUCCCAGAACCACUAGAACAGAAAGUCUCUUUACUGAUCCAACUACUCACCAUCGGCGCGAUACCGGAGUCGCUGUUCAUACUUGGUCGGUUUCCCUGGAUACCAGAAGUCUUCCCAGACGUUCUCCAGAGAAUACAUCGCAUCCUUCACGUCUGCCUGGAGAAAGUGUACAGCGACACAAAACCGAAAGCAAACACGUCCACGGAGUGUCCUAUUAAGCAGCUCCCUGACAUAGAUCAGUCAGGCAUGCCCAAAGGCAGCGUGCGGCUUCACAGACCAAUGGCGAAAAAACAGUGGCGCUGGCCAUAUCCGGAGAUUUUCGACGUCAACGAAAAUCAAAACUACCGUUUUUAUUGGGACGAGUGGACUGACAAUAUACCGGUUUGCCAAUCGGUGGAUGACGUGUUUACGCUAUGCAACACCUUCCUCAACCUGUCCGGAGUGAAUAUUGGCAAAGACGAAGCCUUGCUAUCUAAAUUGGCCAGCAUCGGAGCGAAGAGUCUAGCGGUUGAUUCUUCAGAUGCAAACCUAACACGAUGGCAUGACCUCUUGCGCAGGCUACUGCUACCUGCACUCAGUCACACCAAGGCGAAUGCAUCUGUCGUCAACGCCAUUUGGGACCUGUUGAAAAGAUAUCCCCUGACUACAAGAUACUCGAUGUAUGCAGAGUGGUUUGAGGGCCAGAUUUCCCGGCUGCCUGCUAUGAAGGCGGCUUUUGCACGAGCCAUCUCGGAUACGCGAGGCACAAUGAAGCGCGUUUCCUUGACGAAUCUCGGUGAAAUGGCCAAGCAGCUUGCCAAAACAAGCUAUUCGUCUCCUGGCAUUGUAUUCCGGGUCGCCUUUGAGCAGUUGGAGUCUUACCCCAACUUGAUUGAAGCCUUUGUUGAGUGUGCCAAGUACUUUACCGACCUUUCCUAUGAUGUACUCGUCUGGUCAUUACUCAACUCUCUGGGAAAGUCGCGCAGCCGUACACAGGCCGAGCAUGCUCUUACAACGAGCAAGUGGUUGCAAGCUCUUUCCCGCUUCUCGGGCAAAAUUUUCCGUCGAUAUCAGCUCCUGAGCCCAACCCCAGUUUUACAAUAUGUCGAUGAUCAGCUAUUCCGCGGCAAUUCUACAGAUCUCAUCAUCCUCAAAGAAUUCAUUUCUACCAUGGGCGGUAUUGUGGACGCUGCGGAUUUUACUGAUUAUCAGAUCUUGUCAAUGGCUGGCGGCGCUUGGCUGAGACGAUAUACUUUGAUCCGGGCACAGGAUCGACGAAUCGAGAACGCUAAGAGUUCCAAGCGUCUCAUCCAAGCCUUGGUAGAUUCCAAGCUGGCAGCUCGGCUACUUAUCAACUUGGCGCAAUACCGACAGGUCGCAAUAUUCCAAAUUCCAGAGGAGGAGGCCCAUAUUAAGUAUCUCUCUGCGGUUGUGGAUGACUCACAUCAGAUUUUGAUCCAGUACCUUGAUUUUCUUUGGAGUAACUUGGAACCUGGUGUUUUUGACGCUAUUGUUCCGUCUGUUUCCGAGCUGAUCCAAUCGUUUGGCCUGGAUCCCAGCUUGGCAUUCCUCAUUGGUAGGACGAGCCUUGCCCAUCGCAUCUUCCCGUGGAAGGAAGGGAAAACCAAGAGGAAAGAACUUGCUUCAAGGUCCACAACUGACACUGAGGGUGAUCUGAACAUGUCGGAGGCCAAGGCUCAGAGAGAAGAACUUCUGGAAUCGAAAACACAAGAAAAGGCUGGCGACAGUGAUGAACCGAAAUCGAAUGACGUUUCACUCACUCGGACGACAAAUAACAUUCUUGAACCUAUCAUUGACGCCGUCCGAGCAACUGUACGACCGGAAGUGUGGCAAAAGGUAACUCCCGAGUCGUACGUCACUUUCUGGGCAUUGCAGCUCGGCGACCUGUGUUUCCCCGAAGAGGUUUACGUGCGAGAACGUCAACGCAUCAUGAGCGAGUGGCAAUCGCUCUCCAGCGACAGGUCUGAUAUGAGUCGGAAAGCGGUUGACCUCCGAAACGAAAAACGAAAAGAGCUUAUGGACCUGCAAGGUUACCUGCUCGAUGAAUUGAGCGAGCAUGGACUGCGCAAAGCGAAAUGGAAGUACUUUUUGACGAGGCAGUUCCAGAAUUCUUUCCCAGAACCGUCUGCCAAGCCAGAAAGUGUGGCUGACAUCUUGCUGGAGCAAUGCUUCCUGCCCCGUGUCCUCUUGUCUCCUGCUGAUGCAGAGUUCACAUUCCGUUACAUCAAGGCUCUGCAUGAGUGGAAUGCGCCAGUCUUUAGGCUCAUGCCGUUUUAUGACCGGCUUUUCAACGCAAACCGGCUUCGGUCACUGAUUUUCACUUGUACCGUGCGAGAAGCAGAGCACUUCGGCCGCUUCUUGAAGCUAAUAUUGGAAGAUCUGUCUAGAUGGCACAAAAACGACCUGCUGACCGUUGACAUGGAUGGUAAAAAUGCAAAGGACGGAGAUAAGAUGGGCGCCUACGAUAAGGAAGGCAAAGGAACCGCCGACCAUCCGCAUUUUGGUUUUGCUCUUACCGUCAACGACGAGGGCAAGCCGGAAACGUUUGUGGAACAUGCGCAAUUCAGGGAUCUCUUGUUUAGGUGGCAUAAGAAUUUGAACAUGGCACUUAAAAACUGCCUGGGCGGCUCUGAAUGGAUGCACAUACGAAAUGGCAUCACGGUUCUCAAAACGGUGCUUGACUACUUCCCCGCCGUGGAUUUCAUGGCGACUCAAUUCACAGCUCAGCUCCAAAAUAUCACGAGACGGGAAGCCGUGACCAAAGCCUCGGCUGAUGAUGAGGAGGGUGGUCGUGUCGAUCUGUCGGUUGCAGCUCAGGGUGCAAUGUCCGAACUGCAGCGUCGAAAGUCCAAAUGGGUCAUGGUACAAGCUUUCCGUCAGAAUGCCGCUAUCGGAUCUCGGCAGGAACCUAGUGUAGCGAUGGGCUUCGACUUGCGACCAAAUGCCCCUGAUUUUAAACCUCAGGGUGACAGGGCAUCCAACGGGAAGACUAGCACGGCGGAAGAAGAAGACGGAGAGGUUCAAGACAGAGAAGCUGCUAAAGAGACCAACGCCAGCGGCACAACCAAGGAAACAGUGCUUGUCAAGCUGACCGCCCCUGCGCUUGACCCUGCCAAGCACGCUGUGACACCCGAACAGUCUCGACCCUCCACUCCUUUGCCCGUCGUCGCUAAGAAUGAGCGUAUUGGCCAUAGGUUGCCGGAGCGCCCAUCGCACAAUCUUCCUAGUCGUCCUGACGUGCCCAUACCCGGUCAUUUCACACAGGACCGUUUCAACCAACCUCGUGGAGACCAUAAUCUACGCAGAGAUGCUAGGGAGUCUCGCGGUCCUCGAGAUUCAAGAGAGGCUUGGGAAGCCAGAGAUGGCCGUGACUUGAAAGAACACAGAGAUUUCCGUCUGUCCGACUCGGAGCGUUCUAAUCGUGGGCGUGAUGCUGGCGACCGGCGCUCAGCAGACUCCAAGGACGAAGGUAGUCUCAUGGAACAGCCGACAUGGCCAACGCCACAGGAUCGUGAAAGACAGUACCGCGAACCACGGGUGGGCAGGGCAUACGAUCGUCCCAAGGAAGCCUCUACGCCUGCUUACGAGGCUUCUCCGCUAUCCUCGUCAAACGAGCCGGCAAUGAAUCCAGAAAGAGCAGCCCUCUUCGCCCAGGACACGGUAGAAAGACAAUCCAGAGGAGGGAUGACGGCGGCCGCGAGCGUGGCCAUAGGGGCCAGUCUCCACGACGCGGGAGUCGACACGGCAAUGAACAGACCUCUUCCUCGGCAGUUUUCGACGACCGGAAAGGACGGAAUAUGGCUCAAGACCCCCGUCACAGCGGCCGUGACCCUCGAGACCAUUCCCCUCUGUCAGGUGGCUUUAGGAGUGAGCGGCCAGUGGACAGCAGGGAGAGUGAGCGUCCUCAAGGAGGAAUGCCGCGCGAGCUGUCCGGAUUCCACCGGACCGGGGGACGACAGGUUGAUUUUGAUGAUCGUCCGCCCCCCUACCAAGACCAGAAUUACGGACGGCUCAACCCUGUGCCGAAUCAAAAUCUCGAUAUACCUUCUGGUCCGCGAGGAAGAGGGCGGGGGGAACUUGGGCCCCAUCAGCGAUGCGUCUUCCGGGCAUGCCAUGAAUUCAGUACCAGCAUCUGGAGUUCACCCCGAUCGCUUAGCUCAGCUGUCUGGGCCUCCUCCCUCUGGACUGUCUCACAGUAUUCAACGUCAUCAUGGCCAAGGCGUGAACAGCCCAGAUCGACAAAGUCACAACUCUCGAAGCGCACCCGGCCCCGGCCCCGGCCCCGGCCCCGGCCCCGACCCCGAAAUGGACACGCAGACUGGCCCAACACCGAUCGAUCGCCCAGGACGGGGUGGCGGUAGACGGCAGCUUGCGGGUAUAAACAACACUCUUCAACAAGCGCAGGCCCAUAUGCCAGAGCUGAAUCGUGCUCUUGCACCUCGCAACAACCAGCCACGGCAGAUGCUGGCCAAUUCGGAUGUUCAAGUUCUUGCAGGCGGGUCGCCAACGCCGACGCCGGGGCAAGAGCGCAAUGAUACCGUAUGGAGCUUCUCCAACGGCGGCGAGAACCAAAUGAGACGUGACGCUGAUCGACCGCGUGUGGAGCAUGAGGGACGAUUGGACAGAUCUAACCGCCCGUCUCGCCGAAGCAGUGGAGAUCGUGAGCGCGACAGCAAGGACCACGGUGAAAGUCGCGACAGACGCUUCAUAGGUGGGCCUGAGGCUACUGCAGGAAGGGAGGAGCGUGAUUUAACACGCCGACAGCCUCGUGACACCACCGCCGGACAUGUCUCGCAAAGCGGUGGACGAGAUGCGAUGGGAGUCAGAGAUAACCGACACCGCAAUGAAGGGCAGAACCAUGGUGGAAGCUGGGGGAACGCUGGUACGGGUGUUCGCGGGGGACCUCGGGAUGGCAACAGCCUGCCUAUUGAUAGGAGAGAUUAUCGAGAAGACCGAGGCCGCAAGAGGCGAAGCGAGGAAGGCGUUGGAAACUUGGCCAGCGACCGCGAUAAGCGACUCCGACGAUGA